GUGUGACGUCAUUAUUAAAUCGCAAAUACGGCGUACGCGUGACGAAUCUGACGAUGUCUGCCACUCGCUACCGUCGCUUCCUCAAACUGUGCGAGGAAUGGCCACGGGACGAAAGCAAGAAAAGCCGAGAUUUGGGAACGUUUCUCCGGCAGCGAGUGGCAGCCGCUUUCCGCGAAGGUGAAAACACGCAGAUCCCAGACACUGAGAAGUGCGAUCAGACUUACGAAAGUCUAGCAAGAAUUAACGCAAACACGUAUAAACAGCGAUUUCCACGUGUGAGAGAUACCAGCUUCACGGGAGUCACAGCGGAAGAGUGUAAAUUACUGUGGUCAAGUAGUGUGCAGCAGUCAGAUGAUGAAAAAAAGAGUUUGUGGAAAACUUUAACAGAGAGAUUUUCCUCCAAGACACCAGAGGAUGUUCCAGAGAAAACACCUGAUAAAUAACAUUUUAUGAACUUUUUUUUUCUAUGGAAAUAAAAGAUUAUUGCUUUCUUUAUUGUUGGUAUUUUUUUAUUUCGGUGCUAACUUUGCAUGUGCAGUGCUGGACAAAUGCCAUUUCUGUCAAAGCUCUCUCCAAGGGAAAUACAAUUUUACUUGAAAUAUGAUUAUUUGCAUACAUUGAUUUUAAGAUCCUCAAGAACGAUACAGGUAAUGGUCAAGCAGUUUAUUAUUUACAACUUAACAUUUUAGUAAUAUAAAAUCUGCACAAGUGGACAAAAUACGUGAGAACAGCAUACAUUGACCAUUUCAGCUAUAUAUACGGUACCUGGGCAAUAUUUAUUUAUUAUAUUUAUUUAUAUAUUUUUUUUUAAAAAGAAUUGAACUGAACUGAACAUUUUGGCUCAGGUUUUGUCCCUGAAAAUGGCUGUAAUUUGUCAAAUACUCCAGAAGGUCAUGUAUUGUGUCAUGUAAGUAAUUUUAUAUUUAUAUGUACAUAUGGUGUAAAAUUUGAAUCAUAUACUGUAUCUUACAUCAUAUAUCAAAGGAUGUCACGAAUGACAUCCCGAUUUUACAUGGACUUUUGGAACAAAUACACCCCCAGGUCAAAAGUUAUGCUACACUUCACAACUCUGUAAAAUCAGUGUCUCAAAACUUUUGACUGUGAGUGUAUUCACAUGAUGGAUUUGCAGAAAGUUGUAUAGCAAUAUUUUGUAUCUGAUAUGUACCAACAGGGUACAUACAGUGCCUUGCAAAAGUAUUCGGCCCCCUUGAACCUUGCAACCUUUCGCCACAUUUCAGGCUUCAAACAUAAAGAUAUAAAAUUUUAAUUUUUUGUCAAGAAUCAACAACAAGUGGGACACAAUCGUG
Messenger RNA from Corythoichthys intestinalis (scribbled pipefish), 1307 nucleotides. RefSeq names its product ubiquinol-cytochrome-c reductase complex assembly factor 2. NCBI's taxonomy places the organism in Eukaryota, Metazoa, Chordata, Actinopteri, Syngnathiformes, Syngnathidae. Bases 54 to 443 code for a protein of 129 amino acids. Gene Ontology annotation, biological process: mitochondrial respiratory chain complex III assembly. The record is from RefSeq and is a predicted model, not a curated record. The transcript is spliced from 4 exons. Gene Ontology annotation, cellular component: mitochondrial matrix.